Plasmopara halstedii is the source of this 1212-nucleotide messenger RNA. RefSeq lists its product as uncharacterized. The transcript has a single exon. NCBI's taxonomy places the organism in Eukaryota, Oomycota, Peronosporomycetes, Peronosporales, Peronosporaceae. The coding region runs from base 838 to 1089 and encodes 83 amino acids. The record is from RefSeq and is a predicted model, not a curated record.
GGUGCACAAUAUGUUAUUGAGUAAGAGCAUCUCAGCGUAUUUCAAUCGUUCGACCUGCAUCGUAUCUCCAUGCCUGACGAAAGUCUAAUAUGCAAAAUUUAUAUAGAAGGUAGCGAGAAUUUGUGAGACUUCGCACGAUUGGCCGUCAUAGCACUCAAUGGGUAUGAUCCAGCAAAAUAAGAAUCUGGCGCAACGCGCAUGCAAUGUUUGAUGUAUGGAGCCAUUCAAGUGCUCAGCCGCUUGAACUUUUUAAAUUUUUUUCCACUGACAAAGAGGUUGGUGAUGAUAAGACAUACGAUUUAGACGUCAAAAAGUACGAAAUGUAUCGUGAAGCUGAAAAUCCAAGCAUCAGGCGGUAUGAUCAUCACAGAUAGUCAUCUACAAGCAAAGACAUUUUGAGUGCUAAAUAUAAAUAUAUUCACUUCUACAUCACAGUCAUCAGAAUCAAUUUUGCCUCCUGCGUUCUGAAUAUUUCGUUUACUCAGAGCUCACUUGAUGUAUAGGCGCUGACCUAGCAGCCUUUAUUCAUUUUGUGCCUGACAAAUUGUAAAUCAAAGCAGUAAAUGUCGUUUUCAUAGCCAUCGAACUUCCUACACGUCGAGACGUAAACAUGAGCGCUUUAUGAAGUAUCCAAAAAUACUUUGUUGGUCCAAAGACUCAAUUUCUGUCGGCUUAAGCCAAAAAAUGAUGUCGGAGAACUCAUCACGUUCAGGGUUACAAUAACACAAGAUAAUAAACGCUCAAACAUCAUGCAGCACAAAAAGACGGCUGCUUAACAAACCACAACCAUGCUUCAAGACAGACUGAUGAACAUGUUGACGUUUUGAGUGCGUCAGCAUGAGCACCCAGAGUCUCAUUCUCACGCUAGCGUUCGACUUGUCACCUAUCCAGAUGUGUACUGUGCAACUCGCGGUGCCUUGUGAACAAGGCAAGCAAUUUAAAGCAUUUGCUAAAAAAAACCUUCAACACUGCACAAUUAUUUUAGCACGCCAGGCGUUAUCAUCUCCAAGUCUCAUUCAACAUAUGCAGGUGAUUGAUUAUCAGGUAGACAUAUACUUUGAUAGCGAUCUGCUGCAGAGCUGUUCGUAACCUAAAUUUCUGUCAAGGGCAACCAUCAAGAAAAGAAGCUGACUCAAGUCUACAAUAAAAAUAUUAGAACCAGGAUGGGUUUUGAUACCUUGAGGUUAAUGGGACAAUUCAAAAGAGAUUUAU